UUCCUAGAACACAGAGCUAUUAUUGCAGAAGGCUUCAAGCUUCUCUGAAUUGGUUUGUUACGGGCCAAUUUUCUUGAUCUCUUUUAUGCCUCAGUUCGGGAUCAGAGCAUUGCCAAAAGUCAAAAUAAAUUCAUUUACGACUAUGAGUCUGUGACCGUGACCCAGCACUCACAUUCAAUGUCAUUCCAUUUCUACUAGCCAUAAAUUGUAGAAGAAUCCAAAGUUGAUACUGCUUCUUUUGCGACCUUUUUGAUGACCUUUCUUUUUUACCUGUUCAUCUUUCCUUUUCACUAUCUCCCAGUCGUGCAGGGGAUGAAUAUUAAGGACGACUUUGGGGGUUUGUCAAACUUGAAAAACUAAGUGACUAACAAGAAGUCAAGAACAAAGAGGAAGGAGGGUGAAAGAAAAAUGGAUGUGAGGACUAGGAGAGCGAGGGAAAGCAGCCCAGACAGGGCCAAAGUUUGCAUGCAGCCAAAGGUCCUGAAACCCAUCAGAAAAGUUCGAGUUGUUUACUAUCUGACUAGAAACGGCCAGCUUGAGCAUCCUCAUUACAUGGAAGUCACCCAUUUGGUGAACCAACCACUUCGUUUGAGAGAUGUAAUGGAAAGACUCACAGCUCUCAGAGGCAAAGGAAUGCCCUCUCUUUACUCUUGGUCUUGCAAAAGGAAUUACAAGAAUGGUUAUGUAUGGAAUGACUUAGCAGACAAUGACAUCAUUCCUCCAUCAGAUGGAGCUGAAUAUGUACUCAAAGGCUCGGAAUUGGUUGAAGGUUGCUCUGAAAGAUCACAGCAACUGCAGAUCAGCAACAGGGUUCCAUAUUUUCAGGAACCAAGCCUUCAAGCCAAACAAAAAUCCCCAACUUUUACACUGACUCGACACAGGGGAGCCCAAGAAGUAGAGAGGAGAGCAUGUGAAGAGCAAGAAUUCGAUGAAGAGGAAGAGGAAGAGGAAGAGGAAGAGUAUGAAUUGGAUGAGGAGAAGACAUCUUACACAAGUUCAACAACUCCCCACUCUCGCUGCUCAAAAGGGGUUUCUACUGAUGAACUUGAAGACCAAGAAACCAGUAACCAAGAACCUCAAAAAACAAUCUCUCAGCCAGCUCAACAAGACGCUUCACUUCUAUCACAAUCUUCCAUCCUCUUUGAAAAACAAAACGAAAGCAAAAUCAGCAUUUCCAAGAGGUUUGAAGAUGGCGACCCAGUUGCCACUGGGUCAGCACCAAGUCGUAACUCGGUUCUGCGUCAACUUAUUGCAUGUGGGAACUUGGCUGUUAAUAAAACAAAGAACGUGCCUACUAUGAAGCAACCGGUCGUAACAAACAAUGUGGUGAAGAAGAGUGAAAAUUUGCAUAGAGUGGUUCUUUCUAAGAGUGCAGUGAAGGUUGCUGAAGAUGAUCAGAUGAUAAACUUCAUGUCAGAGAAUCCAAGGUUUGGGAACUUACAGGCUGAAGAGAAGGAGUAUUUCAGUGGCAGCAUUGUGGAAUCAAUGAAUUCUGAGAACCGAAUCGUGGCUGAGCCAGUGCUCAAAAAAUCUAAUUCCUACAAUGAAGAAAGGAGCUGCAAGGCUGGACUGAGUGAAACAGUCGAAGAGGAGAAAAAAGACAAGUCAGUAAAAGGGAAAUGUAUCCCUAGGAAGAAAUCAUCCAAGCAAAACCAGAAAAUGAGGGCUGACUAG
Molecule: messenger RNA, 1674 nt
Organism: Durio zibethinus
Lineage: Eukaryota; Viridiplantae; Streptophyta; Magnoliopsida; Malvales; Malvaceae
Product: protein SOSEKI 2-like
Source: RefSeq, a predicted model, not a curated record